UUUGUCUAUGGCAGCAUGAAGAAGUUUGUUUUUCUCGUCGUUGUGAAUAUUAUUGAAAACCAAACUGUUACCGGUUACUUUACUUCCAAACCAGGAAAUAUUGAUCUUGUUCUGAUUUCUCAGUUCCAAUUGUUCAUUUUCCAAGGAUCUAGCCACCCAGCUGAAAACUGCUUGUGUACUGUGUACAACUCGUAUACUUUACAACGAUCAGUUUCAUCUCCGUUACCCUCCAGGAUGAAGAUAAAAGAAGCUAAUGCUGGUGCGCUUACCAAUUUGGAAGUACUUGACUUUCUACGAUCUAGAGGGGCUUCAAAGGAUCCUACGAGAGUUAUUGUUCCAAUAGCACCCUCUGAAUUCAAGGUCUAUGAUUAUUUGGUGGAGAGUGCCGCUUGCAGUCAAACAAAAGAACACAUCAAUGACUUCUUGGAAAGGAGUAAAAACUAUAAACUUGCAAAAGCUGAGGUCCUCAAUAUCAUCAAUCUGAGACCAUCUGCUUUAGUUGAAAUCGACCCGAUAAUUGAGCAGUCUGAGAAGCGUUUUGGAGAACAACUAGAAGAGUUGGUUAAUUUGGUGGUGGAGGUGUUGCCAGAGCCUCCUACACAAAAGAAUGCUGAACAAGGGAACAGUGAGGAUAAAGAAGAAACUAUAGACAGGAAAGACAUGGAUGAGGGUGAAAGGGAAACUGCAAAUGGUGAUGAGGAUCCAGCAGAACAAACUGAAGAUGGUGAGAAAAUGGAGGAUGGUUAAAUCCCUCUAUAAUUCCAAUAGCAAUCCUGCUUCUCGAUAUAUAAGCAGGGGAAAACCAGUUUGUUGAUCUUAUGAACUUCAGUAGACGAGUUCACCAGAACUAGGUUGCUAUAGGCUGUAGCCAUGGCAUGAGAUUAUUAUUAUUUUUUUCCUAUGAAUCAGAUGAGUUGUACAAUUGAAAUUCUAGUACUAUACCUUGUUAUUUUCAUGGGCGCUUAAGGCAAACCAUUCAAUUUGUGGCUCAA
Theobroma umbraticum is the source of this 992-nucleotide messenger RNA. Lineage: Eukaryota; Viridiplantae; Streptophyta; Magnoliopsida; Malvales; Malvaceae. The record is from RefSeq and is a predicted model, not a curated record.